AUGAUUAGUGUUAAUCCGCUGGAAAAGGCGAGAAGCGCUUGUCCUUCGCAAUCAGAAAGAAACUCCGCCUUGGACGAUCUGGACAGGUGCGACAUCGCCACACUACUACAUCAUCUGCUCCCUCACCUCGACAGUCUCGAAAAAGCCUUCCAAACGCUUCUGGAAAGGACUGCUCCUAAUUCCAGCUGCGUAUUCUGCACCGUGGACGAGAAUCGUGACAACCACUAUGCCGGGACGGGUCCACGGUUGCCGGAUUCAGACUCCAAAACAGCACAGGCGACAAAGCUGAACCUGUGCCUCCUCCUCCUGAACACGGCACACGAUGACAAGACCGCAGCCGCCCACGAAGCGGCCAUACAAGAAGUAACCACUAGCUCAACGCCAAUCGUCAUCGUCAUCAACAAGCGAUCAGCAACCCACCACCCGUCAUCAACGCACCUGCAUCUGGCCGGACUCUCAAGCCACAAUAAGCACUAUCGAGAAGCCACUAUCAAGUCACGUCAACGCACCACCUACGCCACUCCACAAACUCCGUAA
Necator americanus (New World hookworm) is the source of this 537-nucleotide messenger RNA. RefSeq lists its product as uncharacterized. Lineage: Eukaryota; Metazoa; Nematoda; Chromadorea; Rhabditida; Ancylostomatidae. The transcript is spliced from 3 exons. The record is from RefSeq and is a predicted model, not a curated record. The coding region runs from base 1 to 537 and encodes 178 amino acids.